This is a messenger RNA of Procambarus clarkii (red swamp crayfish), 3140 nucleotides long. RefSeq names its product sodium-dependent multivitamin transporter. Gene Ontology annotation, biological process: transmembrane transport; sodium ion transport. The record is from RefSeq and is a predicted model, not a curated record. Gene Ontology annotation, molecular function: symporter activity. Gene Ontology annotation, cellular component: membrane. NCBI's taxonomy places the organism in Eukaryota, Metazoa, Arthropoda, Malacostraca, Decapoda, Cambaridae.
CAACCGUCGUGGGGUGAAUGUGUUGCAGCUCCGGACGCUCACGACCUCAUUAUUUACUUCCUGUUGAAAUCUCUGUUUACCAAGUUGGUGUAAGACUUAAGUGUGAGGAAACUCUUCCAGCGUGAGGUCUCGUGUGAGUGGCUAUGGAAACAGGCACCUGAGAUGUUAUUGGCAAUGGAUACGAAAGGUCAACAGAAAAUGCUUUUGUUUUAACCACAUAAAAGCAUGUCCAAACUAAGUGAAUCAAUCUCGUGACAAUCUACCGAGUGGACUUGCUUGACACUCAUCAUUACAAUCACAAUAAUCAGGCCGAAGGACUUUUUAACACAACAAAUAUACUAAAAUGUUGGAGUCGAGCUUCGACUGGGCGUCGGGAGUUCGUGGAAGCUUCACCUGGGUGGACUACCUGGUCUUCAGCGUGAUGCUGGUGGCGUCCUUGGCCAUCGGGAUCUUCUACGCCGUCAAGAGUCGCCAUAAGGCCAACGAUGAGUUCCUCCUGGGGAGUCGAAGCCUCACCUGCUUCCCGGUGUCCAUGUCACUCCUCGCCUCCUACAUCUCCGCCAUUUUGGUCCUGGGGGGGCCCUCUGAGGCCUACUACCAUGGCGUCCAAUGGUGGGUCAUCUGCUGCGGUCAAGUCGCCUUGCCUGUGGCAGCUAUUGUCUUCAUGCCUUUCUUCUAUGAGCUCAAACUUACAUCAGUUUAUGAGUACUUGGAGCUGCGGUACGCCUCCCGCUGGGUGAGGAGCGUGGCUGGGGGCAUGUUUGUGAUCCAGAUGUUGCUGUACCAAGCUGUGGUCAUCUACGCCCCGGCCCUCGCCCUCGCCUCCGUCACCGACUUCCCCCUCUGGGUCUCCGUCAUCACCGUCGGCGUCAUAGCCUCCGUCUACACAGCUUUUGGCGGCAUGAAGGCAGUGGUGUGGACAGAUGUGUUGCAACUCUUCAUCCUCAUCAUUGGACUCAUCGCAGUUAUCAUCAAGGGCCUCAUAGAUAUGGGCGGCUUCCAACGCGUGUGGGAGAUUAGUGUGCAGCACGACAGAGCCGGACCCCAGAUCUUCACGUACGGCUACGACCCGCUACAGCGCCACACCGUAGCUAACAUUGUCGUCAGUUCCAUCAUCGGGAAGCUGUCCCAGUACGCCUGUACGCAGACAACUGUUCAACGCUACGCCAGCAUGAAGUCCCUCUCUCAUGCCUACGCGUCCAUCUUCCUGGUGAUUCCUUUCUUCACCCUGCUUAUUUCCCUCACCAUGAUCGCUGGUCUGGUGAUGUUUGCGACGUACGAGGGAUGCGACCCCUUGGCGGCGGGUCUCAUUACUAAGAAGGACCAGAUCCUUCCCUUCUUCGUCAUGGACCGCCUGAGCUCAGCUCCUGGGCUCCCGGGCCUCUUCGUCGCCUGCAUCUUCUCCGGCGCCCUCAGUACCAUCUCUUCCGGGGUCAACUCGCAGGCAGCAGUGACCUGGGAAGACGCCUUCGCUAAAAUACCGAGAUUCGCUAAACUGUCCAGCACCGCACAAGCCUGGUUCACCAAGUUUCUGGCUCUGGGUUAUGGGUUCCUGGCGGUGGGUCUGGCCUUCCUGGCGGGGAACUUGGGAGGAGUUCUUCAGGCAGCCAUCGCUGUCACCUCCUCCGUGGCCGGACCUCUGCUGGCGGUGUUCCUCAUGGCUCUGUUUAUGCCCUUCACUAAUUCUAAGGGAGCCUGCACGGCGCUGAUCGUGGGUACCGGGGUAGCGUUGAGCUUCAGCUUCGGGGCCACGGCCAUUGGUCUCAAACCGGAGCUGCUGCCCACCUCCACUGACGCCUGUCCGGCCAACCUCACCAUCCCUCCACCCAAGGACACUAUCCCACUCAGAGUUUCUGACCUGCAGUACCCGCAGAAGAUGCUAGGUCUCUCCUACACCCAGCUGGGGCCCCUGGGCAUGAUGGUAGGCCUGGUGGUAGGGGUCGUUGUCAGCCUCGCUACAGGUAUGUCAGGAGGUCGGCGUGUGGAAAGGUCACUCGUGCACCCCUGGGUCAGGUUCAUCUUACCUCGCCCAGAGGUCAUCGACGCGAAGGUCAAAGCCCUCUCCUACGACAACAAGAUCUCAACGCAGUUUUAACGAAGGAACGACACUAUAUAUAGUCGCAUCUGUUCGUAAUAACCGAACGAAAAUGUGUUCGGAUAAUGAGAUUUUAUAUUAUUUAUUUCAGCCUUAUUGGUUGUGUAAUAUUGAAAUUCGAGUGUUCUUAGGAUGAUAUUAUAUGUUGUUGUUUAAGAUUCGCUACCUGGAACAAAAAGUUCCAUGUAGCACGGGCUAUGGUGAGCCCGUAGUGGACAUGGUAUUAUAUGAUUUCCAGGUUAGUGGAAAUUCGAGUUCUGCUCACACUCGGUGAGUACAAAUGUUCACUAUUGUAUUAUUAGGGGUAAAUGCACAAUAAAGUCACUAUAAUAUGAUGUAUCCAAAAAUAUUUGGGCCAUAUGAUGAGAUCGAACUCGCGAGCCUGGACUCCGCGGGAGUACUCAUGCCUAGCAACUGUCUCGCUUCAUGCAGGUCGGUGUUCAAUCCCCGACCGUCCAAGUGGUUGGGCACCAUUCCUUUCACUCCUCACAUUCCAUCCCAAAUCCUAAUCUUCAUCCCUUCCCAAUGCUAUAUAGUCGUAAAGGCUUGGCGCUUUCUCCUGAUAAUUCCCCUCCUCCCUUUCCUUUCUUUUAGCGUCGGCGUUCAAUCCCCACCAGUCGAAGCGAUUGGGCACUAUUUCUUCACCCCUCAUACCCCCAGCACACACACAAAACGAAUCACAACGUUAUUUUAAAGCCAUUAUGUUGUGAUAACGUUUUUAUUAAGCCAAAAAAACGUUAAAAAAACGUUGCGGUUAUGUUACCUGGAUGUGAUGAUGUGUGUCCGGCUGUCUCAAAUGGAAUUAACACCCACUGUUAAAUUUAUUGUGACUUGGUCCAUUAACCUAUGAUUCAUCAAGCAUUCAACACUGUAACUCAUCUAAUGAAUCUCAUAAACAAAUAUUAUCAUGUUCAGAAGUGACUCGAGUCUGUUCCACGAGAACAGACUCGUAUAUAUAACAGCCGGUGGAUAUUUGUGACUCAAAUAUCUAUUAACAUGCAAGCCACACUACUGAGUUAGAGAAAUGAAUUUCAUAAUAAACGAA